Molecule: messenger RNA, 681 nt
Organism: Rotaria sp. Silwood2
Lineage: Eukaryota; Metazoa; Rotifera; Eurotatoria; Philodinida; Philodinidae
Source: the annotation of a GenBank genome assembly
AUGGGUUCCUCGCCCAGUACAAUUCCGAGUACUCCAGCACCGACACCAGCAGGUAUUGACCAAUGUCCACGAAGAGUGUGUUUACAAUAUUUAAAAAGCUUACAUUUAAAUCGACAAUACUUUAAUAGAAGAUAUAAUAAAUGUUACUGCCCUAUUCAUUAUGAAUCAUCGGGACCGAAUAUUUUAACUGUAGCUGGCAGUGAUUUUACAGUCCCAAUAGGUUGGUCAUUAUUUGCAAUUCAUGUGGAUAAAGGAUUUGCUACUAAUAACAAAAUAUUUAGAAAUUGGUAUACCACUUUCUACGGUACAUCACAUGAUAAACUUGAUGAUAUUAUUCAUAACCGUUUUAUACCAUUUCCUGGUGACGAUCUUCUAUCUGGUAAAAAAUUUGUUGUUAACUUACCAGAUCAACGUCAUAUUUAUACAUCUCCUUCGAUAAAUUAUGCAUCUCUGGAACAUGUAUGCCCUAUUAACAAAGUGACAAUCAAUAAUGUAUCGUAUGAUUUUCAAGUAGUUCUUCAAUGCAAACAAAAUCCAACUCAUAUUAAAAAAAUUGGUUCUAAUAAACCCAAUAUUUGUCCACAUCUCCCAUCUACAACGAUUCAAUGGAAAACUGAUCAACGAGCAUCUGUAGUGCCAAUUAGUCUUUUAAUUCGUGCUAAAAAAAGCGAAAAUAUUUAA